CCCCUCUACCCAGGCCUCCGUCCCAUCGAAGCUCCGCUCCAUCCGAGCCGUCCUCUUCACCGAAGACAAUAGAGAUACCGAAGCCAAGGGACGACGCCCACUCUCCUUCGUUGUCUUCGACAUCUGGGCGACCCUUCUCCGACUACAAUUAGGGUUUACGAGUAGGGAUUAGAGAGAGAUGUUGUACAUAGUCGGUCUGGGACUGGGCGAUGAGAAGGACAUCACUCUUAGAGGUUUAGAAGCCGUGAAGAAAUGCGGAAAGGUUUACAUAGAGGCAUACACUUCCCUCCUCUCUUUCGGUCUCUCUUCCGAUGGCCUUUCCACACUGGAGAAAUUAUAUGGGAAAUCAAUUACACUUGCAGAUAGGGAAAUGGUAGAGGAAAAAGCGGAUGAAAUUUUAUCGGAGGCUCGUAGGUCUGACGUGGCUUUCCUUGUCGUUGGGGAUCCUUUUGGAGCAACAACUCACACCGAUCUUGUUGUUCGAGCAAAGAAAAUUGGGGUUAAUGUCAAGGUGAUACACAAUGCAUCAGUGAUGAAUGCUGUGGGUGUAUGUGGGUUACAACUCUACCGCUAUGGAGAGACCGUUUCAUUACCCUUUUUUACUGAAACAUGGAGACCCGAUAGUUUUUAUGAGAAGAUUCAAAGAAAUCGCGGGCUCGGAUUACAUACACUCUGCUUGCUGGAUAUACGUGUAAAGGAACCCACUCUGGAAUCUUUAUGCAGAGGAAGAAAGCAGUAUGAACCACCUAAAUAUAUGACAAUAAACACUGCCAUUGAGCAACUCUUGCAGGUUGAGCAAAUGCGUGGAGAAUCUGCAUACAGUGAAUGCACUCAAUGUGUGGGGUUUGCUCGUUUAGGAAGUGAGGAUCAGAUGAUAGUUGCAGGUACAAUGAGACAACUGCAGACAAUCAAUUUUGGAACACCUCUGCACUGCCUUGUCAUAGUAGGCCAGACCCAUCCAGUGGAAGAAGAAAUGUUGGACUUUUACAAACUUAAAGGAGAGAGUAUGCAGCAGAUAGAAAAUGUGACUGUUUGAUUUUUUUUUUCUCGAAAGUUGAAAGAUUUAUACUGCCUCAUGCAGUUCUCAUACUACCUUUAACAGAGAAGCAACCUCUUUUACAAAACUCAGUAAGAUUUUUGCAUAUCGUGGUUGGGUCUGUUUGAAGUGCCUAGAGGGACCCAUUUCCGGAUUGAAACCUACAUGGUGUUCUCCUUAUCUCAGAUAUCAAUGUUACAUCAGAUCCAUGAUAAAUAUGGACAUGAACACCUCUGCCUUUGGUCAGUUAGUGGCGCAACUGGACAUACCAAGAGAUUUGGUCAAGUUUAUGUAUUAAAGCCGCUGCUUUGUCCACUUUCUGGCUUUCAGCCGUGUGGAGGUGGGUUUUUCUAUGUGACCUGACAGUGUUAUAUGUUAAUUUGCAUGAAUUCCUGGGGAUUGAGUUAAAUUUUUAUUUUCAUUAUUAUGGUUUUAGUGCUCAAGUGGCUGUCAGAUGAAUGACUAUCAUAUGGUUCAGAA
Juglans microcarpa x Juglans regia is the source of this 1516-nucleotide messenger RNA. Its product is annotated as probable diphthine methyl ester synthase. Bases 179 to 1036 code for a protein of 285 amino acids. NCBI's taxonomy places the organism in Eukaryota, Viridiplantae, Streptophyta, Magnoliopsida, Fagales, Juglandaceae. The transcript has 7 exons. Gene Ontology annotation, biological process: protein histidyl modification to diphthamide. Gene Ontology annotation, molecular function: diphthine synthase activity. The record is from RefSeq and is a predicted model, not a curated record.